AUGACCGCACUCCAUACCUCACAAUCCCAAGCACCAGACGACAUGGGCCUAGAACUCACACUGAUAGUCGCUGCGACUACGAAGAUGGGUAUUGGCUUCAAGGGAGGGUUGCCGUGGAAGGGACUAAAGAAGGAAAUGGCUUAUUUUAGGAGAGUUACUCUCGGAGGUGGAGAGAGUCAGAACACAGUAAUCAUGGGUCGCAAAACCUGGGACUCGAUACCACCUAAGUUUCGUCCUCUAAAGGGAAGAAGGAAUGUGGUGAUUUCUCGCUCUUUAUCGCCUUCCUCCACACCGGCGUCGACUACUCCAGAAACCGCAGACGGCCCAAUAAUCCUCCAAUCUCUUCCAGACGCGAUAGAGUUUCUCCGAAAUACCCAGAAAAACGAAAAAGUAUCUGGGAAGGUGUUCAUCAUAGGCGGUGCACAAAUAUAUAAAUCUGCGCUGGAGAUGAAGGAGGCGAAAAGGGUGCUGUUGACGAGAGUGCAGGGGGACUUUGAGUGUGAUACAUAUUUUCCCGAGAUGGGUGAAGGGUGGAGUAAGAAGUCUGGGGAGGAGUUGAGAGGGUGGACGGGAGAAGGGGAGGAAGUGGAGGAGGAGAUUGAGGAGGGUGGUGUUAGGUAUAGGUUCGAGAUGUGGGAAAGAUAG
Molecule: messenger RNA, 645 nt
Organism: Glarea lozoyensis ATCC 20868
Lineage: Eukaryota; Fungi; Ascomycota; Leotiomycetes; Helotiales; Helotiaceae
Product: Dihydrofolate reductase-like protein
Exons: 2
Coding region: 1-645 (214 amino acids)
Biological process (GO): tetrahydrofolate biosynthetic process; dihydrofolate metabolic process; folic acid metabolic process
Cellular component (GO): mitochondrion
Molecular function (GO): dihydrofolate reductase activity; NADP binding
Source: RefSeq, a predicted model, not a curated record